GGCAGCUCCCUUUGCUGGGCAGGAAGUGUUCUGACUUGCUGCCUGAGGUCUUUGUGAGGCAGACAGGAAUGCUGGCGCUUCACAUUCGCCUCGGAGGGUGUGGAGGGAGCACUGCCUCAGCCUCUGCAGCCAUUCGCACCACAGCAGAAAAAAGGCACAUUGUUGGAGAGAGGAACGUACAGGUCAUUCUCCAGGGAGAUGGCAGCGAAGAUAUCCAAAGACGAGCUGGAGGAGCUGCGUGAAGCCUUCGGGAAAGUUGAUCUGGACAGUAAUGGCUACAUUAAUGACUAUGAGCUCCAUGAACUGUUCAAAGAAGCCAAUCUUCCCCUUCCUGGUUACAAAGUCCGUGAGAUCAUCCAGAAGCUGAUGACUGAUGGGGACAAAGACAAGGACAACAAGAUCAGCUUCAGUGAAUUUGUUUCGAUCUUCCAGGAGCUUAAAAGUAGUGAUAUUGCAAAGACCUUCCGCAAUGCUAUCAACAAAAAAGAGGGCAUCCUGGCCAUCGGGGGAACAUCCGAACUGUCCAGUGCAGGCACACAGCAUUCCUAUUCAGAGGAGGAGAGGUUUGCGUUUGUGAACUGGAUCAAUUCUGCUUUGGAGAAAGACCCAGACUGCAAGCAUGUGCUGCCGAUGAACCCCAACACAAAUGACCUCUUCAAGGCUGUGGGUGAUGGCAUUGUGCUGUGUAAAAUGAUCAACCUGUCUGUCCCUGAUACAAUUGACGAGAGGACAAUAAACAAGAAGAAAUUGACGCCAUUCACAACACAGGAGAACCUCAACCUGGCACUAAACUCUGCCUCAGCCAUCGGCUGCCACGUGGUGAACAUCGGCGCUAUGGACCUGCGCGAAGGCAAGCCGCAUCUGGUGCUGGGCCUUUUGUGGCAGAUCAUCAAGAUUGGCCUGUUUGCAGACAUCGAGCUCAGUAGGAACGAGGCGCUGGCAGCAUUGCUCCGAGAAGGUGAGACUCUGGAGGAUCUGAUGAAACUUUCCCCAGAGGAGUUGCUCCUGCGAUGGGCAAACUUCCAUCUGCACAAUGCCGGCUGGCAGAAAAUCACCAACUUCAGUUCUGAUAUAAAGGACUCCAGGGCUUAUUUCCACCUCCUGAACCAAAUUGCACCCAAAGGCGCUAAAGAGGGUGAGGAACGCAUUGACAUCAGCAUGGCAGGCUUCAAUGAGAAAGACGACUUGAAAAGAGCAGAAGCUAUGCUGCAGCAGGCUGAGAGACUUGGCUGUAGACAGUUUGUCACACCCACCGAUGUGGUGUCUGGAAACCCCAAACUGAACCUGGCUUUCGUGGCCAACCUCUUUAACAAGUAUCCAGCACUGACCAAACCUGAGAACCAGGACAUCGACUGGGGCUUGCUGGAAGGUGAAACCAGAGAGGAGAGAACUUUCCGAAACUGGAUGAACUCACUGGGCGUGAACCCUCAUGUCAACCACCUAUACGGCGAUCUCCAAGAUGCUCUGGUCAUCCUGCAGCUCUAUGAGAGGAUCAAGGUUCAUGUUGACUGGAACAAUAAAGUAAACAGGCCCCCUUACCCAAAGCUUGGGUCCAACAUGAAGAAGCUGGAGAACUGCAACUACGCUGUGGAUCUGGGGAAAACUGCAGCAAAAUUUUCCCUUGUGGGCAUUGGAGGCCAAGAUCUAAAUGAUGGGAACCCCACCUUGACCCUGGCUCUGGUCUGGCAGUUAAUGAGGAGGUAUACCCUGAAUGUCCUCGAGGACCUGGGAGAAGGUGAGAAAGUGAACGAUGACAUCAUUGUCAACUGGGUUAAUAAAACUUUGGCAGCGGCAGGAAAGAAGUCAAAAAUCUCCAACUUUAAGGACAAAGAAAUCAGCUCCAGCUUGCCUGUGUUGGACCUUAUCGAUGCCAUCCAGCCAGGCUGCGUCAACUACGAGCUAGUAAAAACUGGUAGUCUGUCUGAGAGCGACAAGCUGGACAACGCCAAAUUUGCUGUAUCCAUGGCCAGAAAGAUUGGCGCACGCGUGUACGCACUACCUGACGACCUGGUGGAGGUUAAACCCAAAAUGGUCAUGACCGUGUUUGCUUGCCUGAUGGGUCGAGGAAUGAAGAGAGCAUAAUAAAAUUAAGCAAAAUAAAAAACGCAAAGCCGCUGCGGCCAAUCAAAAGCCGACGUCUGACCCACAAGCCAUUUGCUGGAUGAAAGGCUUCAGGUUGAAUAAUUUAGCCAAUAACAAUCAGGAAACAAGAAACUCAAAUAGCAACAGAUGUUAGAGAAUCACGUUUAAGUUUGGCAGGACUGGGGCUAUACAGUUGAGGCCAAAAUUAUUAGCCCCCCAGGAAUUUUGGAACAUUUUCCUAAAGAUCUUUCCAAUGUUUGCAGCAUUGAUAAAACU
Molecule: messenger RNA, 2358 nt
Organism: Tachysurus vachellii
Lineage: Eukaryota; Metazoa; Chordata; Actinopteri; Siluriformes; Bagridae
Gene: pls3
Product: plastin 3 (T isoform)
Exons: 16
Coding region: 199-2082 (627 amino acids)
Biological process (GO): actin filament network formation; actin filament bundle assembly
Cellular component (GO): actin filament; actin filament bundle; cytoplasm
Molecular function (GO): calcium ion binding; actin filament binding
Source: RefSeq, a predicted model, not a curated record